UACGACAUGGUGGCACACAUGUAGCUACGCUAAUGAGAAAUCAACAUAGCCAACCGUCUUUUGUUCGUCUGUUUGGUCACUCUUAUUCAUGUGGGGCUAAUAAAUCACAACGCUUGCUUCUGCGGAUCCAUCAGUACGAAUCGCAAUUUUCCACUAAGAAACCAAACGGCAGCAAUAUGCUACCUUCGGCGCAGUCCCGACUGGUGGUUCCGAUAGUUCUUGUAGGUCUUCAUCUCACCCUGACCACGACGAUGAUCGACUUCGAAGAGGCUGUGAAUCUCCCAAAUUGGUUGACCAACGAAAGCAUCCUAGUUCAAAUUGACGCCAUCUUCAAUCGUAUCUCACACAUCGAUUUUGUGCUGGAUGAUCGUUCGAUCGAUCGUGUACAACAGAUGGACCAUCUUGUGAAGCAACUCCACACCAACGACGGACUUUUACGAGGAAAAUCGAUACGAAUCUAUCAGGAUACGGAAGGCGAUGGCUUGAACGGUGUGGAUAGUUGCGCUACUGUAGUCGAUCACGAGGAAGACGAUGAUGUUGAACUGAUUCAUUGGGAUCGAGCGUACGAUUCGUUUGCGAAGACCUGGGGUCAAAAUAAAUACAAUGGGUAUUUGGUGUUUGGAAAUUGGCAGACCUUUGAUCGGCUGGUUGGGUGCUUGCUGGAUCCGAUAGGGACUUAUUUGGUAGUGGUGGUUGAUCAAAUUGAACCGGCUGAAGUGGCUCAGUUGCUACGAUCGAUCUGGACCAAGGACGGAGCAUUUCGUGUAUUCGCACUGGUCGGGGAUCGCAUGUUUGGGUUCGAUCCGUUCGAAAAGGUGGAAGCCGGGUACGGCAUAUUAAGAGAAAUUACUAAUUCAGAAAAGUUGCCUGAACUACCCACUGUUAACUUUAAUGGCUAUCCACUGAGGAUCGAAAUUUUCUGGUCCUCGUAUUCGGUACCGUUUAACGUGAGUAGACCAUACAACGAUUUUGUCGGCCCGGAUGCCGAAGUUGGCCGCGCGCUUGCCAAGGCUUUGAAUUUCACUCCGGUCUACAUUCGUCCGGACACUGAUAAUUUCGGGAGCAAGCUUCCAAACGGAAGCUUCAACGGAGUAAUAGGACGUGUGUCCCGACGUGAAAGUGAUGUCGCUUUCGUUGGAUUUUUCGUCAAAGACUACUUCAGUCGGGACAUUGAGUUCACGGCCGGGGUGUACGGCGAUGACCUGUGCUGCAUAGUAAAGAAAGCUAGCAGAAUACCGGAAUAUCUGCUCCCAAUUACAAUUUUCCCUUCGGACCUAUGGGGUGUCUUGUUUCUAGUGGGAAUAAUUUUCGCCUUCAUAUGGGUAGCGAUUCGCGGCGCAAUUCGACUAGUUGCUAACGUUCGCAGGCAAUUGAAUCAACGUCAACAAUUAGACGAGUUGUUCAACUUAUCUCUUGAUACUCGUAAUGCUUCCCAUUGUCGAAAAGUGAUUCAGAUAUUUAUCGACACUUACAUCAUUUGGCUGAGUGCACCGUUCGGAAGGUUUAGUCGAUCGGGCGUCGAACGUAUGAUGCUUUUCGGUAUGAUGCUGAUCAGCGUUAUUUUCGUGUCUAUGUUCCAAUCCAGUUUGUCUUCUGUGUUCCUCAAUCCGCUAUACUACAAAGAUGUUGAUACUCUUGAUCAGCUCGAAAAGUCCGGGAUGAAGAUUGUUGUCAAGUACAGAGGAUUCAUGGACGACGUAUUUCCGGCUAACAAUACCCCUACUAUGGACGCACUGCGGAACAACAUGGUCUUCGAGACGUACCCGGGAUCGAUGCCAGCCCGUGUCGCCAAAUAUGGGGGAAUCGCCACGGUCACCCGAAAAUCGACCCUAUCCCUGGAUAAUGCGAUAUACUUAACAACCCAACAGCUCCACAUGGUUCGCGAGUGUCCCCGCAUUUACAACCUGGCUUACGUAGUGGCACACCAUUCGGUGUUUCUAGACCGGUUCAAUGCGAUGAUCAUGAGACUGUUCGACGGAGGUCUGAUUGAACACUGGAUCACGGAGAUGAACUUCAACGUUACCAUCAGGGAUUGGGAACAGAUCAGGAGAUCAUUUGGGACAAACUUUAAAAUCCUGACGCUGGUGGACAUGCAGUUCCCAUUCUAUCUGUUGGCUAUCGGACUGUUUCUAAGCACAAUCGUGUUCAUAGCAGAACUUGUGCAUCACAAAUUGCAACAGACAUGAGACAGAUGCAUACAAUGAAUGGA
Molecule: messenger RNA, 2209 nt
Organism: Armigeres subalbatus
Lineage: Eukaryota; Metazoa; Arthropoda; Insecta; Diptera; Culicidae
Exons: 2
Coding region: 33-2186 (717 amino acids)
Cellular component (GO): membrane
Molecular function (GO): ligand-gated monoatomic ion channel activity
Source: RefSeq, a predicted model, not a curated record